CCGACGGUACAGUAAAAGAAAAAGGAAAUGUGAACAGCCGCAAGUAGCCUCAGCCGACACUCCUCAGUCGUCUUGCUGUAAAAUGGGGAUACAAAUGGAAAAAAAUGAAGAGUAGAAUUUACACGCAAGAUUAAUUUAACUGCCAAAGAUGGUAGUUAACGUUACGUCAACGCGGGGGCUGCAGUGGCUUGUUAAACGUGACAACGAAGAAGAAUGCCUUUGCUGUUUCGUUAGCUAGCUAGCGUUAGCAUUCAGGAUGGGAAACUGAACCCUAGCAGGCGACGUAAGUCCGCUCACAAAAUGACUAAAUGUUGAGGUAAUAAUCUCUGGAAAACACGGCGAAAAUAUAGAGUUAAGUGUUCGCCUUUUUGCUACCUCCGCGCGGUGUGGAAACUGUUUACAUGAUGAAGAACUGUGAGUACCAGCAGAUCGACCCGCGGGCGCUGUCGGUGUCGCCCUCCUCCGCACAGAAUCACACCGAAACUAAAGCGCAGCGGCCGCGAAGAAAAUGGGAAGUGUUCCCUGGAAAGAACCGGUUUUUCUGCGAUGGACGGAUCAUCCUGGCCAGACAGAGCGGUGUCCUUCCUUUGACACUGGGCCUUAUCGUUGUCACUUGUGGCCUUUUCUUUGCAUUCGAUUGCCCGUUCUUGGUGGAGCAUUUGACCGUGUUUAUACCUGUGAUCGGCGGGGUGCUUUUUGUGUUUGUGGUGAUCUCCUUGCUGAGAACAAGCUUUACUGACCCGGGAAUCCUACCCAGGGCUACUCCAGAUGAAGCAGCAGAUAUUGAGAAGCAGAUAGAUACCUCAGGAUCCUCCACGUAUCGGCCCCCUCCUCGGACCAAGGAGAUCCUCAUCAACCAGCAGGUGGUGAAGCUCAAAUAUUGCUUUACUUGUAAAAUGUUCCGCCCUCCUCGGACCUCUCACUGCAGCCUGUGUGACAACUGUGUAGAGCGAUUUGAUCAUCACUGCCCAUGGGUUGGAAACUGUGUGGGCAAACGCAAUUACCGCUUUUUCUACAGUUUUAUCAUCUCGCUGUCCUUUCUGACAUCUUUCAUAUUUGGCUGUGUCAUCACACACAUUACCCUGCGUUCUCAAGCUGGUAAAAGCCUUGUCCAAGCCAUUCAGGAGAGCCCUGCCAGUGUGGUGGAGUUGGUGAUUUGCUUCUUCUCCGUCUGGUCUAUUCUGGGCCUGUCAGGCUUCCAUACAUACUUAGUGGCCUCCAACCUUACAACAAAUGAAGAUAUAAAGGGCUCCUGGUCGAGUAAAAGAGGCGCAGAGGAGUCUGGGAACCCCUACAGCUACAACAACAUUAUAACCAACUGCUGUGCGACAUUAUGUGGUCCCAUGCCCCCAAGUCUGAUUGACAGGAGAGGUUUCCUGCCUCCCGAUGAGGCGAUCCCUGCUGCUUCUGCCUCUGAGAUAGAACUGCCCCCAUUCGCAGCCAAGAAUGACGCACACAUGUGCACUCAAAGCACCAAGGAUGUGCUGGAGAGGAUGGUCCACUCCUCUGAAUUUCCUGGCCUGUGCCCGCCUGGCACCCCAAAGACAUCUCCUCUGGGCCUGGAGGCGACCAGCGUCUCAGGACCUUCCACAGAGACUUCACCCUCCACAGGUUGCUCACGGCAGCUUGCCCACGGGCCUGUGGUCACUCCCUGCCCCCCGUUCAGCAGAAGCAGCAAGAGGGAUUCUUUGCACUCCAUCAACCCAGCUUUCCGUUUGGCUUCCCCCUCCCCUUCGCUUAGCCGCACCAACCUGUUUCUGAGCGAAUCGGCCGACGUCGGCUUCAUUCCACUGACCUGAUCGAACCCAAAAAGUGAUCAGCUCUGGUUCGUUCUCCAAUGAGGAAUGCUUCUGAAUCAUCAAUGCUGCUCACUGUCACUGGACAGGAAAUAAUUUUGGUUCAAGACAAACUUACUAAAGUGAUGGUAUUGCUGUUUGAAAUGCCACUUUUCAUAAGCUGAAUGGCCAUAAAGUACUGGAGGGUGUUGCGAGUUAAUAUAAGUGUUGUCCUAUGUAUUCUUCAGGAUGAAAACUCUUAGUAAACCACCGAGCACAAUACAGAGAUAUUUUUUUAAACACUGAACCCAUCUCCACACCUUCCACAACCUCAAGCCAUACAUUGCAGCCACAGCGUGUCACGUCCUACUAAUAUCUUAUGCAAACAGGGCUUUAAAUCUGGGAAUACUUAGCAGAAAGCUGUGGAUGCAGAAAGUAAAGAUACACGAGUUUAGGUUUUAUUGAAAUGGCAUGCUCUGGAUAGUAAGCCUUUUCAGAUUAGUAACUUGAGAGUCAGCCUUAUGUCAUACCAUGUCAUUCAUUAUCAUCUAGAUUCGCUUCAGCCCAGUUUGAUAAAGAUAAACACCUGGAGCUUAAAGUGGAAGGGCAAAGUGCAAGGUUUAUUUUAUUUUAACAUGUAAGUAAGGGUUUUGCUGUAUUUUAUUAGUGGGUAUUCAUGUCAUGUACAUCAGAUGCUUUUUGAUGAAAUGAUUUUUGUGGGGUGUUUUUACUUUAGAAAACAGGAAAAUCUUAGUGGAUGUGUUCAGAUUUUUCAUACGUGACUGAAAGCUCAUACUGUAGGUUUGCUUUGUUUCUCAGUGUGUGUCUGCUUGUCAAAACAAGUAUUUAAUUUUAAUCAAGUUGCUGCUGCCUGCUGGGACAUGGAUUGCAGUAUUUACAGUAGAGCUGACACUGUUUCCUGUUAAUGUGAUCUACUGGGAUGCUUUCAGUGGAAGUGAGUGUCUCGUUUUUCUUUGCUUCAGUAGUAAGUUACUGGGUAUAUAUAUAUAUAUUUUUUUUUACUAUGUAUUUCAGCAUCAGCUUCAUGUGUGGAGUGUGUUAAGACUACGUAAUGUCUAAAGAAUGUUGAAGAAGCCUUUUCACAUGUGGGCAGGCUGUCAGUUUUAUGGCCGUGACCUUUUCCUUUCUUACAGGCUGAAACCUAACACUACCUGUGAUGGAGUACAAUUUCAUGUGAGAACUAGUGUUUGCCACUAGGGGGCAGCAUAGGAGUAAGAAUUGCAGUGUAGUCCACUAUCACUGUUCUAACAGGACACUGAUUUGGAGAAAGGCCUUUUACUGUUUUAUUUAUGGUCUGUAAUAGCAAUGAAGCUGUACAUACGUUGUGAGUUUGUAAAGAACCACUUUGCCAUAGUCACUGGGUCGUCCAUUUAUCUGCAUCCACACCGAUAGGUUGUAGAAAACUACAAGCAGUGCUUGUAUGAACAAAUUCUUUGUAUUUUGUAGGAUGUAACAGUGAAACUGUAAAAAUAAAAAGAAACAGUUUUGUCCAAUUU
This is a messenger RNA of Sphaeramia orbicularis (orbiculate cardinalfish), 3292 nucleotides long. It is a transcript of the gene zdhhc18a, whose product is annotated as zDHHC palmitoyltransferase 18a. Gene Ontology annotation, biological process: peptidyl-L-cysteine S-palmitoylation; protein targeting to membrane. The record is from RefSeq and is a predicted model, not a curated record. The transcript has 9 exons. The coding region runs from base 402 to 1799 and encodes 465 amino acids. Gene Ontology annotation, cellular component: Golgi apparatus; endoplasmic reticulum. NCBI's taxonomy places the organism in Eukaryota, Metazoa, Chordata, Actinopteri, Kurtiformes, Apogonidae. Gene Ontology annotation, molecular function: protein-cysteine S-palmitoyltransferase activity.